Molecule: messenger RNA, 2415 nt
Organism: Kalmanozyma brasiliensis GHG001
Lineage: Eukaryota; Fungi; Basidiomycota; Ustilaginomycetes; Ustilaginales
Product: WD40 repeat
Exons: 2
Coding region: 1-2415 (804 amino acids)
Biological process (GO): proteasome-mediated ubiquitin-dependent protein catabolic process
Cellular component (GO): Cul4-RING E3 ubiquitin ligase complex
Molecular function (GO): protein binding
Source: RefSeq, a predicted model, not a curated record
AUGGCUGGCCCACUCCCAUAUGCUCGCGAGGGCGCCAUUGAAGACACCGACCAAGACGAAAGCGAUGACGAGAUCUUUCUCGAGGACGAGGAUGACUACUUCGUCGGAGAUGAUGACGGUGACGACGAUGAUGACAGCGAGGACGUGCUUCUUCAAGACGCUCUCGAAGAGAUGGUAGCGAGAGCCGAGGCGCAGGACUCGUUCGGUGCUGAAUUCGACUCGGACGGCGACUCGGAGUACAUCCCCUCCGAUGAAGAUGGCACCGUCUAUCAAGAUCUGGUCGACGAUGCCGGUGGUCUCGAGAUCGAGAUCGCCGACGAGGACGACGAUGAUGGGGAUGGCGAUGAGGACGACGAGGAUGAAGAAGAUGACGACGAGACAGGCACUCAACGCGGCGGUCACCAAGGGCAAAGCAUCACCAUCGACAUUCGCGAUUUGCUGCGCGCACAUCUUGCCGCUAACAACGAGGAUGGCAGCACCGAAGAUACAGGAACGCUCAGCACAAGAGAAGCCAUUUCAAGAGCGUUGAGUAGUAUGGGCAUUGCAGGUCUCCAACGACUUCUCGCCGCUGCUACCGGCGGUGCGGUCAAUGAAGACGACGACGAGAUGGAAGACGACGAUGAUGACGAGGACGACGACGAGGACAACUGGUACCACAUGGCGCGCUCAUCCCAAAUGGCCGAUUACUGGGAGCCAGUCACAGAGCCGAUCCGAUCAGGUCAAGAGCUGGCGCUCAGUGGUGAGUUUGGACGUCAACCCAAAAGACCGCUCGACUCGCCGCCAUCUGCCUUUGCCGAAAGCAGCAACCUCUCGGAUCUCCUGCAUAAGCGCAAGUAUGCUCGCCGUCACAUCAGCAAAGCAGACAUGGCCUCCUUUGUCCCCAACACCAAUGGCACCAUCGUAGCCUCGUAUCCGGCGCGCGUCUACUGCGGCCAGUACUCGCAAGAUUCAUCCUUCUUCUACACCUGCACGCAGGACUUCCGAGUGCACAUGUACGACACAACAGUAGCAGGACCAAAGACGGUGCAAGUACACGACGAUGGGCCACGGCGGGUCCGCAACAGCUGGUUCUUCAGCUCGAUGGGGACUACGCAGUAUACAUCGCUCAACAUGACCAAGAGUAUCCAGGGCAGGCAAGGCAACUGGACCAUCACCGACGCAAAUCUAAGCCCCGACAAUCAGUGGAUGAUUUACUCGAGCAUCACGCCCUAUGUACAUCUCGUGCCGACAAAGCAGAACUUUGACACGGGAGGAAGGACGCCGAGCGACAACCAGGUCAUGCUGGAUUUCAGUAAUACAGGAGACGAUGACACUGGGAUCUGGUCGAUCCGAUUCUCUGGCGACUCACGCGAGAUCGUCGCAGGCGCCCACUUUGGUGACAUUUACGUCUACGACAUCGAAGCACGUCGGCGAGUUCUCCGCGUUGAAGGCCACUCGGACGACGUCAACGCCGUUGCCUUCGCCGACGCUGCCUCCUCCAAUGUCCUCAUCUCGGGCUCCGACGACUCGUUCGUCAAGAUCUGGGACCGUCGAUCCCUCUCCGGCGGUAAGCCAGCUGGUGUCCUGCUGGGUCACACCGAAGGCGUCACCUACGUCUCGCCCAAAGGCGACGGCCGGUAUUGCAUCUCGAAUGGUAAAGAUCAAUCGUGUCGACUCUGGGACCUCCGUAUGAUGCACUCGUCCUCGAAAUUCGACCGGAUGACGCAUCUCGACUACGGGCUGCGCAAUUGGGACUACCGCAACAUGUCCUACCGCCAGCCGCGCUACCAGGCGCACCCGCAAGACUGUUCCGUCAUGACCUACCGCGGUCAUGCGGUGCUCAAAACGCUCAUCCGCUGUCACUUUUCCCCUGCAGAAACGACAGGUCAGCGUUACAUCUACAGCGGCAGUGCGGACGGCAAGAUCCAUAUCUGGAACCUCGACGGCACGGUAGCCCAAGUACUGGAUCGGUCGAAGGUACGACCGCUGUAUGCGGAGAAAGACCCGGCGAACCAGAUCCACGCGUACAAGGGUCCCGGCUCCGACGACGAUGGGGAGAGCGAAGAUGAUGAUGCGGAUGUGUUCCGCGAACCUGGGCUGGCAUCGGAUCCCUCUGCACCGCCGUUACCGUGGUUCAAGCGCAAACAUCCCAUACGGCAUACCGCCGCAGAGAACGCAUCGAGCUUCGACAACCCCCUCAGCGGCCGACGCGGCGGACGCGCGGGUCGAGGCCACAGAGGCACGGGAGGUGGAGCGGUGUGCACUGUGAGAGACGUCAGCUGGCACCCGCAGGAACCGAGUCUGAUGAGCACCGCUUGGGACGGAAAUGAGGGCGAAUCGGGCAGUAUCGCCAAACACGAGUUGGCCGAUUGGAGUAAGAGGCAUAUGUCGUUGGAGGAUGUACAGGCGCAGAUGGCGGCCGAGGCGAGAGGGUGA